Messenger RNA from Rotaria sp. Silwood2, 399 nucleotides. NCBI's taxonomy places the organism in Eukaryota, Metazoa, Rotifera, Eurotatoria, Philodinida, Philodinidae. The record is from the annotation of a GenBank genome assembly.
AUGUCUUUUGCUCUUCUUAGUCUUAACCGCCAAUUGCUCUCACGAGCAUUGAGCCGUACAGGUCCAUUGGCAAUAGCCCAACAAAAAGCUACUUCAAGUACGGUAACACCAGAUGUAGCAAGUUAUCGAGCCAAAGCAGCCGAAUGGGUUGCAGAAAAUGAGAAUAAAUAUAAACGACCUGUAUCACCUCACAUACAAAUUUAUCGAUUUCCUUUUCAAGUAUGGUCAUCUGGUUUUCAUCGUUUCACAGGUGUUUUAUUAAAUAUAAUGCUUUAUACUGCUGGUCCACUUGCAUUUUUGGCUACUGGUCAUAGUGCUGAAGUUUUAAAUUAUAUCUAUGCAAUGGAUAUACCAAGUUGGUUUAUUCUUUCAGUGAAAUUAUGUAUGGCAUGGCCGUAA